Molecule: messenger RNA, 1005 nt
Organism: Dichomitus squalens LYAD-421 SS1
Lineage: Eukaryota; Fungi; Basidiomycota; Agaricomycetes; Polyporales; Polyporaceae
Product: Arv1-domain-containing protein
Exons: 8
Coding region: 1-1005 (334 amino acids)
Biological process (GO): intracellular sterol transport; sphingolipid metabolic process; regulation of plasma membrane sterol distribution
Cellular component (GO): Golgi apparatus; cortical endoplasmic reticulum
Source: RefSeq, a predicted model, not a curated record
AUGCCCAUUUGCACGUCUUGUGCCGCCUCAACACCUCAUCUCUACACGAUUUACAACUCCGCAUACAAUUUCCGUCUUGAACAGUGCACCUCUUGUCAGGCUUUCGCAGACCCUUACGUUGAACACGACAACCUCACUCUACUUUUGGACUUGAUACUGCUCAAGAGAGACGUGUACCGUCACCUCCUCUAUAAUCGCGGACUUGGUGCGCGCAGAGCUGGAGACAAACCUUUCCGGAAAGACGCCAGUAUCUCCGGCGACCACGUCCAAGGACAGCAACACUAUCAGUCAGCUCGCUGGUGGCUGAUCGUCAAGCUUGGGUUUGCCCUGAUCUGCGUCGAUGCCUUCAUUCGUUGGACACACAUUAGUUCAAACCAACCCGGAGACUCAUCCCGGAUAGUCACCUGGAACCAAGCAGCCCUCACAGGCUUCCUCCGGAUCCUUGUAGGUUGUCUCUUCGAGACGGCAGCCUUCCAUGCGGGCGUCAUGCUCGCCUGCUACGUUGUCCUCAAGCUGGUCCCGUCGCCGAUGCCCCCCGCACCGGUGUCCGGGAUUCGAGAACAGUUUAGGUUCUCCCACGUCCCGCUGACGCUCCUCUACUCGUCUCUCACCAAGCUCUUCCUCCUCUUCUGCCUGUCCAUCUGGCGCCCGGACACGACCGCGAAGCACCAGCCAGCUGGCGGCGACGCCCACGCCCCGCUGGGACCCCUUCAUCCGAACGCGACGACGUUCUCACACCCGCUCGUGCUCCGCGCGCUCGCGCUGCUCGACGAGGACAAGCUCGAUCGCGAGUGGGUCGUGCGAAACGUUCUGGGCGGGAUGGCCGCAGGCUUCGGCCUCCGAGUGGUCCUCGACUGUCACCCCGUCUUCACAACGAUGAUCAUCCUCGCGGGAUGGCUCGUCAAAACUGCGGUCGCGAACCUUGUCAGCGGGUGGGUGGGCACGGGGCUCGGCGGAGACGACAAGGCCGCCGGUGAGAUGUGGUUGGCGUACAGUAUACCAUGA